CGAUGAUAGUGUUUGAACUCAAAUGCGUGCAUAAUUUAUUGCUUAAUGGACAAAUAAUUAAUGUAACUUCUGUGUUGAUACAACAAUCAGUUUGAUGCAAAGCGAUUGAUAGUCGGUUGAAAUGAAGGAAAUAUUUAUAUUCGUUUUCAUUAUUUUGAUCGAGAGCAGUUCUUCCCUUUUCGAUAAUGAGCUCAACUUGAAAUGUACAGGAAGGAAGUUUGAGAAUGUUUCAUUGACAGCUUAUUAUCCUGAUUACGAUGAUGAAGAUAACCAGAAGGGCUAUCAAGAUUCAAAAGGACAUAAGUUACGCACACUUCAGGACUACAUCGAUGAUAGGACCAACUAUGUCACUCUGGCUAUGGACGAGACCCUAAAUAUACCAUACGGUACAAAAGCUUGCAUUCCAGAAUUGAAUCAACAUUUUGGCCACAGGGUAAUUUUCGAAGUCAGAGAUACUUCAAGUGAUUCAAAGGGAAGCAGAUAUAAAAGAGCUGAAAUUUGUGUUCGUACAGAAAUUGACAGUUAUGACAUAAGUGUGAACAGAAUGGCUACGUUAUAUUUAAUGUGAAUUAAAGAAAAAUCUAAUUAAUUUUGUUUUUUUUUUUGUUUUACUGAGA
This is a messenger RNA of Harmonia axyridis, 617 nucleotides long. RefSeq lists its product as uncharacterized. The record is from RefSeq and is a predicted model, not a curated record. The coding region runs from base 122 to 568 and encodes 148 amino acids. The transcript has 3 exons. Lineage: Eukaryota; Metazoa; Arthropoda; Insecta; Coleoptera; Coccinellidae.